Molecule: messenger RNA, 2718 nt
Organism: Trichogramma pretiosum
Lineage: Eukaryota; Metazoa; Arthropoda; Insecta; Hymenoptera; Trichogrammatidae
Gene: Dip-B
Product: putative aminopeptidase W07G4.4
Exons: 10
Coding region: 876-2708 (610 amino acids)
Biological process (GO): proteolysis
Cellular component (GO): cytoplasm
Molecular function (GO): manganese ion binding; metalloaminopeptidase activity
Source: RefSeq, a predicted model, not a curated record
AUAGUUAUACGCGCGGCAUCGACGUUGUUUUUGAGGUUAUUUCGCGCUGCUUCCUCGAUGUCAUCGUUGUACGUAGAUUCGCGCGAAGAAGCUUUUCUCGUCGAUUUUCUCGUGCUUUUUACGCAUCGUGUCGAUCAUUCAAGACGGGUCGUUUACAAAUUUGCUCACGAAUGCCACGCAGAGAGUAAACUCGAGAAAACGCGUCAUAUGUAAAGCGAGCAAAAUAUAGGUCUGUGGUUCGUGUCUGUGUGUACUUAUAUAUAGCUUCUGCUACGCGCACAUAUCGCUGCUUAUUAUACGUACGAGAGUCGUGUUUGUGUUUUUAUAAAAUGUACUGUUACGUUGGCCGUUAAUUCCAUGUUUACUUCUUCAUAUUUUUUUGCGAUUUACGAACGAAAUUAUUAAUUAAUCAUCGUCGUCGUCGAUCAUCAUCGCCACACCGGUGGAAUUUUAUGCAAUGUAAUUGCGCCUCCUCGCGCGCUAUCUAAUCGUACGCAGUUCAACUCCGUUGAAUAACAUUAUCGUUUCCCAGCAUCGCUCUGCACAGCAGCAGCUCUUGUCUUUAUCAAUUUUUUUUCUUUUCUCCGUGUGUGCGUGUGUCUAUACCCGUUCGACUGUCAUUUACUUAUGUAUCGUAAGCAUACAGGUUAAUCGCUUCGACCCAAGACAGAUCCAGGGUGCUACUGUGGAUUUGAUAUAACCUUUUUUUGAGAAUCGCCGAAAGUCGCCUUGCGACACAAUCGCUGCACAGCAAUGGAGACUAGCCCGCCGUAGUGCCAUUCUAAUGCUAUCGUAACUCUUAUAAAAACCAAAAAAAAAAAUCGUAAAACACAGCAUACAUUAGAUAUUAAAAAAAAAAACAAAACAAAACGACCAUGACGGGAGGUGCGGGGCUCGCGAUAUUGUCUCUGGUCAGGUUAGACGCGAGACUCUUGCUAGCCACAGGAUCACGCGGAAGUCGAGUGCUGCUGCCAAGAACGGGGGGUGGUGGUGGCGGCAUUCCAUCGAGCCGAUCCUUCCAUUUUCGUACACUGUCGCAACGGACCUCGCCGCUACUCGGCGAUAGGCAGGCUCACUUUAGACUCUCAAGACUCUUGAGGAGCAACAGAUUUUCCAUGGCCAACGAUUACUCAACGUACAUCCCCACGGAUUUGCUGGUGGAGACCAACGUCUGCAGCCCGGAUUACGACGGUGUCGUGCUCGUGUCGGGCAAGCCGCCGGGCCAGGGCGAGGAGCCCGAGCCCUUCAAAUCCGUCCUCUACUGCAGCGGCCAGCUCGACUCGGGUCUGUUCGACUGCGGCGCCGUGCUGCCCAUCAAUUUGCCGGCCAAGCGGCUCGUCUACAGCCCCACGGGCGCCAUCAAUCCGGACUACGACGACGUGCGCGUGUUCAAGGAGGCCGCCGCCAAAGGUAUCAAACGAGCUCUGAAAGCAGGUGUGAAAUGUCCGCUGCUCGUGCUGCUGCCCGACUCGCGCUUCGAGAAUGUGGAAUUAGUUACUCUGCUCGGCGCCCUCGAGGCUCUCUACGUGCCCCUGGAGGUACGCGAAAUCAGUGCGGAACGCACCCACAAGGCCAAGCGCCUCGGUGUCUGGAGCCCGAUCUGCGCCACGAAGCUUCAGGGCGUCGUGAAGCUCGCCCAGGCCCUCGAGAGCGGCAGAUACGUCGCUCGUGACAUCGGUGGCGCCGACCCGGAGCGCAUGGCCGCGCCCCGCGUCGAGGAGUACCUGCGCCAGCUCUUCCACGGCUCGCGCGUCUCCGUCCAGUCGAUCUGCGACGAGCCGACCCUGCUCAAGGAGUACCCGUGCCUGGCCGCGGUCAAUCGUGGCGCUUCCGUCACGCCCCGGCAUCAGGCGCGUGUCAUCUUUCUGACCUACGAGCCGCAGGACCCGAGCUGCGUCCUCGAGACUGUGAUGCUCGUGGGCAAGGGCGUGACCUACGACACGGGCGGCAACGACAUCAAGACCGACGGCCACAUGGCCGGCAUGAGCCGCGACAAGUGCGGCGCCGCCGCCGCGGCUGGUUUCAUGCAGGUCGUGAACGUGCUGCAGCCGCCCACCGUCAAGGUGGUGGUGGCCCUGGGCGUGGUGCGCAACAGCUGCGGCGAGAACGCCUACGUCUCGGACGAGGUGAUCACCGCGCGCUCCGGCGCUAGGGUGCGCGUCACCAACACCGACGCGGAGGGCCGCAUGGCCAUGGCCGACAUCCUCUACCACGUCAAGGAGAUGGCCCUGUGCUCGGUGAAUCCGCACAUCUUCACCAUCGCCACUCUGACCGGACACGCCGUCAAGUCGGCCGGCAGCGGAUACUCGAUCGCCAUGGACAACUCGGUGGCCCGAUCGAUAUCCAACGCCUACAAGCUGCAGGCCUGCGGCGAGGUGAUGGGCGACCCGUUCGAGGUCUCGGUGCUGCGCAAGGACGACUUCACGAACUACAAGGGCAAGUGCGAGGGCGACGACGUGCUGCAGACUCAGGGCCGCGGCGCCAGCACCGCCGGACAGCGCGGCCACCAGGGCGCCUGCGCCUUCCUCGUCCUCGCCUCCGGACUCGACAAGCACGGCAAAGCGUCCGAGAAGCCACUGAGGUACAGUCACUUGGACAUCGCGGCGAGCGCGGGCGAUCUGCCCGACGCGCCGACCGGCGCACCGAUCUUGGCCUUGGCCAAUCGUUUCCUCACCAACGAAUUCAAGGCUUUGAAAACCGAGGAAUAAAUAAUAAAAA